CUCAAACAGAUCUGCUUGACUGCUAUAUAUGCUAGAAGUUUUAAAUAGUGCAUUCUGCUGUUUUGACCAAAGUAACGACCUCCUUAGGAAGCUUGAAUACACUUGGCUGAGCUCUCCAAUUCCUGAUUAAAAAGAAAUACACAUCUACAGCCAGCUUCGGAGCCAUGGUGUGGGUGAAAAGUGAAGUGAUUCUAUCCAUCUACAUCAUCACCUUCCUGAUGGGCCUGCCUGCCAACAUCCUGGUGCUCUACGCCUUCAGCGUCAAGAUCCACAACAAGCCCACUCCCACAGACAUCCUCCUGCUCAACCUGAUUGUGUCCGACCUCCUCUUUCUUCUCUUCCUGCCUCUCAAGAUGUACGAGGCGGCCUCCGGCAUGCUGUGGAACCUGCCCGAGUUCCUCUGCUCCAUCACUUCCUACACCUUCUUCUCCACUAUCUACACCAGUUCUCUCCUGUUGAUGGCUGUCAGUGUGGUCCGUUACCUGGCGGUGGCCUAUCCCAUCACCUACCACAAACUUCACAAACCUUUCUAUUCUGUGGUGGCUAGCACAAUCAUCUGGCUUCUCUCCACCGCCCACUGCAGCAUCGUGUUCAUCAUCCAGCACCAGCCGUACCUCUCCCAAAGCAACACCUCCGUCUGCUACGAGAACUUCACCGAACAACAGCUGGCCAUCCUCCUCCCGGUGCGUCUGGAGUUCUUCGUCAUGCUCUGCUUGGUUCCUCUCCUGGUUUGCAUCUUCUGCUACCUCCGCUGUAUCUGGAUCCUGUACAUGAUCCCCAGGAUCAGCCCAGGCCAGAAGCAGAAGGCCAUCGGGAUGGCGCUGGGUACUCUGGCCGUCUUCCUUGUGUGUGUCUUUCCCUACAACUUCUCCCAUGUGCUGGGUUUCUUCACAGGCUCCAGCCCCUCGUGGAGGUACUACACCCUACUGCUCAGCGCCUUCAACACCUGCCUGGACCCUAUCAUCUUCUACUUCUCCUCCUCUGCUUUUCGCAUCACUACCAAGAUGGCCAUCUACAAGAUGCUGGGACUGCGACAGGGUCAGGCUGCAGUCCACAGGGAAAGCACAAUAGCCAAUAUGGGCCAAGAGUAGAAAAUGUAGUCACCUUACUCCAGUAAGUGCCUUUUGGGUAAUUUUGUCAAAAAUAACUAUUCAUUUCACCAAAUGUUUUAAUUCUGUCAUACACAGCAAAUGAUCAACUUCAUAAAAAAACAUGUUUUCCCAUCUCAAGAGGUUCAAUUAAGAAGAAUAACUAUACAAAUUCAAAUUGAAGUGACAGGAUUGACUGUAAUAGGGUUAACAAUGUUAUCUUAAAUCCACCAUAACUUCCUUUGUGACAGGGGGAAUGGAAGCAUGUUGUGUGCAACAGCGGGAGGCAAUUGCAUGCAAGUUCAACAAAAACAUUUCUACUAACUUGAUAAACACAUUUCUAGCCUAUCUAUCUAUUGGUAACACAGGGUUUAUGGGUUAUGCUUGACGUGCUCAGUUUUCCUGCACAAAACUAAUGGCCUAAAAAAGUAGAACCAGCUUACCUGCUUUUACACUAUGAUACGGCUAUAUUACUAGAUGGUACGUUUUUCUUUUGAUUCAGUCAUUUAAAAACUAAUAGUUUUACCAUAUUAAAACGUGAGUUCAGUUCAUGUUACAGGGUUAACAUAAACCUGAGGGACAAAUGUAAAUUAAUCAUUAAAUAAGUAAAAAUCUUCAGCCAUUACUUUCCUAAAGUAACAAAAUAACUAGGACUUAAGUAGAUAUAUUUCGUAGAAGGUGAACAAAGAUGACAUUGGUGUCACGAAAUUCGUCGUGGUGUUGCAGGGAAGACCAAAAUGCAGCGGGUAUUUGGAUACUCAUUCUUUUAAUGAAAAAUGUAAAGCAUCCACAGAACAAAAACAAAACAAUAAACAGUACUCACAACAGUGUAGCAGGCUCAAUAACGCAGUGCUCACAAACAAUUCCCCACAAACACACAGACAAACACACCCAACUAAUAUAGGACUUCCAAUCAAAGGCAACACCACACAGCUGCCUUCAAUUGGAAGUCCACCCCAAUUAACUCUACAUAGAAACACCCAACCUAGACAGAACAUAGAAAACACAACUUCUUCUGCCACGCCCUGACCAAAACUUAUACACCUACUCCACCUGCUGGUCAGGACGUGACAUUCCCCCCCCCCCUAAAGGUGCAGACCCCAAAUGCACCUUCAAAAGAAAAAACACAGAACACCCAAAACAACCAGAAAAUAUCCCCCUAACUACAGGGAGGGAAGGGAGGGUGGCUGCCGUCAACGACGGCACUGUGCUACACCCCCCCUCCCCAACCCACCUAUGUUGGAGGCAGCUCAGGUGCGGGACGUGGACCCCGCUCCAUCCUCGUCGUUGCCCACUUUGGUAGCGCCCCUGGCUGCUCCGGAAGACUAGUAGGCGCACCGGACUUCGCCCGACUGGCGGGCGACUCUUGCCGUGGCCGGCUGGCGGGCCGCUCUGUCAUCUCCGGGCAGUCGGGCAGCACUGGCGACUCCUGACUGACGGGCAGCACUGGCGACUCCUGACUGACGGGCAGCA
Molecule: messenger RNA, 2561 nt
Organism: Salmo salar (Atlantic salmon)
Lineage: Eukaryota; Metazoa; Chordata; Actinopteri; Salmoniformes; Salmonidae
Source: RefSeq, a predicted model, not a curated record